Molecule: messenger RNA, 925 nt
Organism: Diabrotica virgifera virgifera (western corn rootworm)
Lineage: Eukaryota; Metazoa; Arthropoda; Insecta; Coleoptera; Chrysomelidae
Product: 3-oxoacyl-[acyl-carrier-protein] reductase FabG
Exons: 2
Coding region: 80-856 (258 amino acids)
Molecular function (GO): oxidoreductase activity
Source: RefSeq, a predicted model, not a curated record
AGAGCAUCUUAGUUAUUACAAGACUAUUAAGAUUUUCAGUUUUUAUUUACUAAUAUAAUUUGAAAUUUUUAUUUUAAAAAUGUCUAUUUCUUUUAAAGGAAAAGUUGUCCUAGUCAGUGGUGGCAGCUCUGGCUUGGGUGGAGCUACAGCCAAACGUUUCGGAAGAUUGGGAGCCAAUGUCGCCAUUGCCCACAAGAACAUACCUGGAGAUACCAUCGAGGAAGUCGUAGCUGAGAUUUCCAAAUUUUCGACGCCACUGGUAAUCGAAUGUGAUUUGACUGAUUCCAAACAGAUUGAGCACGUUGUUAACCAGACCGUAAAGCAUUUUGGAAAAAUAGACGUACUAGUAAAUGCAGCAGGUAUUUUGCAGAAUGGAUCCAUCGAAAAUACAACUUUGGAAAUGUUUGAUAAAGUGAUGAAUAUUAACGUUAGAGCUAUGUUUGAAAUGAUUAGAGUUUGUACACCUCAUCUGAUCAAAACUCAAGGAGCAAUUGUAAAUAUUAGCAGCGUUACUGGUUUGAGGGCUUUUCCAGGUGUGCUAGCUUAUUGCAUUUCCAAAUCAGCGGUAGACCAACUGACCAGAUGCGUUGCUUUGGAAUUGGCUUCAAAACAAGUAAGAUGCAACAGCGUGAAUCCGGGAGUCAUCGACACCAUUUUGCACAAACGAUCAGGGCUUAAUGACGAGCAGUACAAAGCCUUCUUGGAAAAAAGUAGACUGACACAUGCCCUUGGACGUGCAGGUACCGCUGAAGAAGUUGCUUCCGGUAUCACUUUCUUGGCAAGUACUGAUGCUAGUUUCGUAACUGGAAAUAAUUUCCGAAUUGAUGGAGGACGUGGUAUUAUGUGUCCAAGAUAAAAAAAUAAUUCAGUAUGGAACAUAAACAAUAAUUGUGAACCAAUUUGCAUAAUAAAAAAGAAAUACCUA